GUUAUAAAGAUCUACGCCGGUGACACAACACGCGGUCACUUCUUCGAGAAUAAUCCACGAGGCUGAUUAAGGAGUGAUAAAACAGAGAUGUACCUUUCCACUUUGUCAGAUCACAUUCAUAGUUUUCCAGGAUAAUCCCCGCUAACGCCAGCUCUCAGCGUCGUGGUAAUGCGGCUUUGUGAGAUGAAAAGGAGAAGGUGUAGAUGGACGAUGCUCAAUCGACUGGUGUCAUCUUCCAAGACGAUCUUCUUUAUUACAGUCUCGGUUAUGCUCGUCGUGGCGGUGUAUUUAGUGGGGAGAUUAGAAACUGGCAAUCCCUCGACAGUGUUCCAAGUGAAAGAAAACUCCCAGUCAGGAAUAUUUGAGGAUAAAUCCAGUGUUGAAAACUCAGCGUUGGGUUGGAAUAGGGCCGUGAAAAGUUCAGACCUGAAAACAAAUGAUGAACACCACGACAACGAGGCGGAGAAAGAAAAAGGUUGGAGACGGGAAAAGGAAAAGAAGGGAAAGUUUGGAAAUUUUGACGAUAUGGAAAGUGCCAUUAACAGAUCAUUUGUUCAUGUAGAACUAACUUCGAGUGUGCCGCAAAAUAAAGAAAACAGUGCUUCGGCGGCAAACCUAUCAGCGCAACAUACAAUAAAGACAACAGCAAUACCAAAUGAAGGAAACGAAGAAAAACCCAAUCAAAUUCCUGAAAUAAGUACGACAAUGAAACUCGUGACGGCGUCAACAAGAGCAACAACAGUAAAACCAUAUGUACGUAAGGAAAUUAUAUUAUUCCCACCAAAAAGAACAAACAACGAAGUUCAGCAAAAGACAAUAAUUUCCAUGCAAGGAUCGGAGUCGGUCACACCUACUACAAUAUUGCAGCAUUAUCUUCUCCACCCGGAUACAGUGGUGAAUUUUGCUGUAUAUGACACGCGGUAUUCAAAAAUGGUGCGAAUCUUCGCUGCACAACCACAUGACGCUCUCCCCCUCGAGUACAGCUUUCAGGAAACAAAUCUCGGACCUGGAAAAUUGGCUAAAAGAGAGCUCGUCUCUCGCAGUGACACGUUUGAAACACAUUACGAUGUUUUGAAUUAUUAUCAUUU
This is a messenger RNA of Lingula anatina, 1088 nucleotides long. RefSeq lists its product as uncharacterized. Gene Ontology annotation, molecular function: glycosyltransferase activity. Gene Ontology annotation, cellular component: cytoplasm. The record is from RefSeq and is a predicted model, not a curated record. Lineage: Eukaryota; Metazoa; Brachiopoda; Lingulata; Lingulida; Lingulidae.